CGCAGUGAGAAACAAGACAGACAUCACUUUCCACCCGAACAAUGCCCAUGUAUUCGGAAACUGCCGAUCCACGUCUGAUGCAUUCAUGGCUGCAUUUCCCUGAGCCAUCUUUUGCAAGGGUUGUCAAGGGAUGCGGCAACCCAAACCCUUGUCUCGCUCCUCAUUCCCUCUCAUCAUCGUUCCUACCGUUGAAUAUGGAUAUUCUUAAUAGUGUCUUUGACACCAUCAUGUCCCAGAUGUACGUAUUAUUUUGAAAUACAUAGUCUAGUGAUGGCUACGCAGAUGCUAACUGGUAAUCUCACAAUUAGGACUCUCGGAGCGAUCGCAGAUGCAUCACUGACUGCUGCUAC
Molecule: messenger RNA, 350 nt
Organism: Linderina pennispora
Lineage: Eukaryota; Fungi; Kickxellomycota; Kickxellomycetes; Kickxellales; Kickxellaceae
Exons: 1
Coding region: 42-254 (70 amino acids)
Source: RefSeq, a predicted model, not a curated record